AUGACUGAAUUGAGAAAUAUAUCAGGGGACCUUGUAGCCGAGAGCUGGGGAUUCACAAAGAUCAGCGUCCAGAAAUUCUCCUGCAAGUGGACCAUUAGCAACUUCUGUUUCUGCUUGGAGGGAAUGUCGGAAGUCAUUGAAAGUUCCACUUUCUCACCAGGAGCCAAUGACAAAUGGUAUUUGAGAAUAUACCCGAAUGGAUCCCAUAUGGAAAGCAAAGAUUACCUCUCAGUUUACCUACAGUUGCUCAGCUCCAAAGAUUCAGUUUGGGCAAAGUUCCAGUUCUGGAUCAUAAGUGCCAAAGGAGAGAAAACACAAACUAUGAGGAGCCCAAGAGUCACUAGGUUCAGGCAAUUCUUUUUUAAUGGAUUCAAAAAGUUCAUCCUUCAAGAUUUCCUCUUGUCUCAUGCACAGCAGCUUCUUCCAGGUGACCAGCUCACCCUCCUCUGCCAGGUGAGCGUGGUCCAGAACUCGUCCUUCAACAUCUCUGAUCAGAGCAUGAAGCCAGGGAUCCAGGUUCCUAGAUGCACAUUGGCAGAUGAGCUAGGAGAGCUGUGGGAAAAUUCCCGAUUCACAGACUGCUGCCUGGUGGUAUCUGGCCAGGAAUUUCAGGCUCACAAGGCCAUCUUAGCAGCUCGCUCUCCAGUUUUCAGAGCCAUGUUUCAACAUGACAUGGGGGAGAGCAGAAAGAAUCGCGUUGAGAUCCCUGACCUGGAGCCACAAGUCUUCAAGGCAAUGAUGGGCUUCAUUUAUACCGGAAAAACACCAGACCUCGACAGCAUGGCAGAUGUUCUGCUGGCAGCUGCUGACAGGUAUGGCCUGGAGCGUUUGAAGGUCAUGUGUGAGGAUGCCCUCUGCAGGGACCUUUCUGUGGAGAAUGCUGCCCACACUCUCUCCCUGGCUGACCUCCAUAGAGCAGGGCAGCUGAAAACCCAGGCACUGGAUUUCAUUACAGCACAUGCUUCUGAGGUCUCUGAGACCUCAGGCUGGAAGAUAAUGGUGGAGUCAUAUCCCCACUUGGUGGCUGAAGCAUAUGGCUUCCUGGCUUAUUCAAGAGGCCCUCUCCUGGAGCUUCCUCUCAAUCCUCUGAAGAGAGCUUAGGACCCUGGUUAGCUCUGGCCUCCUCUUAUGUUCCAGAAGCACCAGCCAGUUGUUAUAAAUGACUCCUGGGUAGAAAGAGAUCUGUGGAGCAUUUACAGUGAAUCUGGGGAAAUGAAUCAGGGUGGCUCCUGUUUUAAUACAGCUGUAUGUAAGUUAGAAUGCUGGAGGGACAUGCUUGACUCUGCUAUACUUUAGCUAAAGUAGACAAAAUCUUACCCAAAUUAAAUAUAACAUGUGUUGUAUGAUAUUUUGUUUGUUUUCUGACAAAUAGAGCUUGCCUGGACAUCAGAGGGCAAACCUAACCACUAGAUAACAACAGAGAUCAGACAGUGGUGGCACACACCUUUAAUCCCAGCACUUGGGAGGAAGCAGGAAGAUUAGGAGUUGAAGGC
Molecule: messenger RNA, 1493 nt
Organism: Peromyscus californicus insignis
Lineage: Eukaryota; Metazoa; Chordata; Mammalia; Rodentia; Cricetidae
Product: speckle-type POZ protein-like
Biological process (GO): regulation of proteolysis; proteasome-mediated ubiquitin-dependent protein catabolic process
Cellular component (GO): cytoplasm; nucleus
Molecular function (GO): ubiquitin protein ligase binding
Source: RefSeq, a predicted model, not a curated record